Molecule: messenger RNA, 1077 nt
Organism: Diachasmimorpha longicaudata
Lineage: Eukaryota; Metazoa; Arthropoda; Insecta; Hymenoptera; Braconidae
Exons: 4
Coding region: 1-1077 (358 amino acids)
Source: RefSeq, a predicted model, not a curated record
AUGGCGCUGUUCAAUGCUAUAGCACUACAGCAGAAUGAAGUGAUGAGCCUCAGAAUGCCGUCGCCUGCUCAGCUCAACCAUCAACUCUUGCUCAGGAUCUUCGACGAGGAGAACUCUUGGCCACCAGUCGUGCAUUCCUGCUACGUCCAGGCCAAACACCCCAUCAAAUUCGCCUACUCAUCGACCUUGAAUCAGAAGUCUCACUCAUCUCCAAUCAUUACGACCGACAGCUUCGGUUGGCAAGACAACCGACUUCUCUCACCAUCUCCGCUCGAAAUUGAGGCUUAUGUCCUCAAGGUACUCACGUCGUCAUUAUCGACGCUUUCAUCGGAAUAUGGCAAAUGGGAUCACUUGAAAGGAUUAGAACUCGCUGAUCCCGAUUUCAUCACUCCAGCGCCCAUUGACGUGAUUUUCGGUGCUGGUAUCGUCUUCGGACCGACUGGUGGAACCGAAUCUUUGCUCCAGGCCAAUACUCAUUUGGCAACAACCAAUGAUGAACUCAACAAUUUCCUCACCAAGUUUUGGGUGCAGGAGGAGGUUCCUGAAGCAUCUCCAGCUUCACUCUCCGAGGAAGAAGCUCAGUGUGAAGCACACUUCAGCCUGACUCACACAAGGGACUCCUCAGGCCGCUACAUCGUGCGGCUACCUCUGAAAUCUUCAGCAUCAUGGCUUCGAGAUACUCGAUCGUCUGCUCUUGCAUGCCCGCAUCGACUCCAUCAAAAAUUCUCAAAGAACGAAUCGUAUAGACAGCUCUACAGAGAAAUCCUCCUAAAAUACGAGGAUCUUGGUCACAUGCGCCGAAUCUCAAGCCAGCUCAUUGGAGCUUGUACGACCGCCGAGAUGACCUUAGCACAUAAAGCUCCGGCUUCAGGAAGGUUGAGGCUUCUUCCCACACCAUGGGGUGCUCAAGGCACGCAGGGAGACGACCAAGCUCAGGGAGCAAAACUUCAAAAGGACAUCUCGGAUUUGCUGCUUUACUCUCGCAACCACAAACUCAUUUUCAUGACGGACAUCAUGAAGAUAUUCCGCGAAAUAGGUGUGCAUGAGGAUAAUUGGCCACUCCGACAAAUACUAUAG